Syngnathoides biaculeatus (alligator pipefish) is the source of this 5473-nucleotide messenger RNA. RefSeq lists its product as uncharacterized. The transcript is spliced from 2 exons. The record is from RefSeq and is a predicted model, not a curated record. NCBI's taxonomy places the organism in Eukaryota, Metazoa, Chordata, Actinopteri, Syngnathiformes, Syngnathidae. The coding region runs from base 422 to 2248 and encodes 608 amino acids. Gene Ontology annotation, biological process: regulation of DNA-templated transcription. Gene Ontology annotation, molecular function: RNA polymerase II cis-regulatory region sequence-specific DNA binding; DNA-binding transcription factor activity, RNA polymerase II-specific.
CAGCGAAUCGCCCGCAUGGCACACAUUUGCUCACAAGCAACCCGUUUAAUAAAUGAGAAGCGGUUAGCGCGAUGUGACCUUUCGUCCCGAAGGAGAAGGAAAAAAAAAAAAUCACUUGACGCCAUCUUCCUGCUCGACAGGAUCUUUGGGUGGUCCGGCCUGCCCGGAGCAGGAAGCAGCGAGCUAGCAACGGGCUUCGGUUUUUGGGGAACCCUUCGCGGAUCACUGUGGCCUUGUCAACCAUCGUGAUCAAUCCCCCAGUGGUGUUACAAGAUGGACAUCCUAUACGGGCAACAACGUGCAGCUUCGAAGGACACAUUUUAUGGAGAGUGUUUGAAAGACUGAGGACUUUUGCUUCCAACCCCUGAUGGAAAAUAGUUUUGUGAGUGUUUGGAUAGUUUCUCUCAAUCUCCCAUAAGUGAUGCCUUCAGCACAUGGGCCGCAUCAUUUCAUCAUGGAAAGGCAGAAAGCAUUGAAUAGUGCCUCUUCAACGCAAUUCGGUGGAGAUCCGUGUACCUUCAUCUGUACGGAGUGCGGUGAUGGGUUUUCUCAUUACACGCAAGUGUUAGCCCACAUGGCCAUUCACGGACCUUUGGAAUCCUUUUCCUUUGACGGCUCAUCCAAUGGAUUUGAAGUCCCUCGCGAAUACGUGCUGCAGGAAAAUGGCACACUGGCAGUUGUAAAUGGCUUUUCACUGUCUCAAUCCUGUGUGAAACCGCCAUCUCCCGGAGCCCUGCCACAUUUCACUCCCGUCGCCAAACCUUUGUCUCCAAAUCCAAGGACACAGUCCAUCCCGGAGCCAAAUACGCAGAAGUCACUGAACGUGAACGGUCCAAAGGAAAAGCCUCCCCAGGUCGAUUACCGUUGUGAGAUAUGUAGUAGAUCCUUCAACAGUUUGCAUAGUUUACGUUGCCACUAUCAGUACAGAAGAGAGCAAAGUUUCAGGUGUACUUUGUGCUGCAGGCUCUUUGAAGGUCGACAAGCAUUAGACAUCCACCUCCAAGAACAUGCAAGAGAACGGUUCCAUUCCUGUAGUCAUUGUGGAAAGCGAUUCAUUAAAGCCUAUGCUUUGGUUGCCCAUCAAAAAGAAAGUCAUAUCUUUGCCACUCCUGGAAAUCCAGAGAACAAUGAGGAACACAAGUUUAACAAAACGUAUCCAUGUCGGAAGUGCAAGUUACAUUUCUUUUGGUUGUCAGAUUUUCAGACGCAUGCACAGCACCAUUGCAAAGGUAAAGCAUCUAAUGCUACAUUUGCAUCUGAAAUUGAGGUGAGGUCCAAAAACAAUGACAGGCCUCUUGAUACCUGUUACAGUAACGGCAACUUUACUGACCUCAAGGAUGGUAAUGAAACGGGUGAUCAGAAUGCAAGCUACAUUGACGCUACGCACUCUUUCACACCAUACAGAUGUGGCUUAUGCGGGAAUCGUUUCCCAAAUUUAAUCACACUUAAAGAACAUCAGCUCACGCAUCAGAAUAAGGAAUUGUAUCAUCUGCCUCCAGAACUGAUCCCCUCAAAGCAAAGAAUAACGCUUAAAUCUCGACAUAGAAGGACCAAAAGUAAAAACGGAAAACGAUAUCCCUGUAAAUUUUGUCAACGUGUCUUCAAUCAUUCAAGUAGCUUGUCGAGGCACAUGAGGUACCAUAAGGGUACUAUGCACAAAUGUACAUUAUGCGGUAGGCAUUUCCCUCAGCGUUGUGAUCUCAUGAGGCAUCUAACUCUGAAACACAAACCUGAAAUAGAAAAGAAACCAGGGUUGAAACACUUGCUGUUACGACCAGAGAACCAUCAUGCAGCCAAUAAACAGUCGAUAUCAGAAGUAGAUCAAGAGGGGAUGAAACCAAAGAAAGCGGACAGGGUCAAAUACAAGUGUGAAGAAUGUGGGAAGAAAUUUGGCCUGGCAUAUGUUUACCAGCGUCACUUGCGCUAUCACAAACGAUGUCACUAUAAAUGUCCCAUAUGUACUUUGAAAUUUAUGACUGCUUCCUCACUUGAGGCCCACCUUAAGAAUCACCCAAGCGGUUGGGAAGAACCCAGUGUGGAACAAUCAUUUCAUGCCCCUGGCACAAACGGCGAGCCCGUGAAAAGCCACGGAGAUGAUAUCGAGGACGAUGACGCCGUGGACCGCACCCCGAAUGACAAAAGAAAUUCCAAUGUUGUCUAUGAAUGCACUGAGUGCACAGAGACAUUUUCGUGCUUGGAGAUGUUUCUUCAACACCAGACUUCUCAUGGCUUCGAAAAAAAUGGGUAACUAUGACGCUUGACCUAUGUCAGUGAUAUUGCCAAGAGUGGAGCUCUCAGGAGUUGAGCAUUUUCUUCCGUGUAAAUGAUAACCAUAUUGAAGGGACAUUUGCGGCAGUUCUCUUAGAAUUGUUAUACAAUUUUCAGUGGUGUAAGGACAGAAUCCCUUUUUUCAAAUGAGUAUUUUCAAAAGCUCUGAAGAAUACUAAACAGUUCUGCAGUUCUGGUACAAAAUAUGUUCAAUAGCUGAGAUUUGACUGUGAACAAUGUCUAAAAUUGAUGUUUACCAGAAAAUUUUAGUGAAUACCUGCAGAAAUAAGGAAUGUUACUGUCCAAGGUGUUGUCGAAGGCAUACCAGAUUUGUCACAAUUUGGAUUCAUUUAUAUAUUUUCUUCCUUGUACACAAUCUGUUAUGCAACAGGAUGGUUAUCCAUUGUGAUUUUUUUUUUUUUUUUUUUUUUGUCUGAUUAAAUUUAUGAAGAGAAAUUACUGACUGUUGUCUACCAUUUAGUCCCUCUAUUUGACCUUUUUUAUGGAAUUGGGGUACGAUAUUUAAGGGAUUCUCGUAACGAGGGUAUAAAACAAUCUUUGGCAAAUUAGGGUCAUCCAAUAUAACUUUUGGAGGCACAAAUUCAAUUUCCAUGAGGGGCAAGAAUUUUGACGGUGCCCUUAAAGGGUGUCUGGCUCACUCACAUGCACUUUUUGUUUUGGGCAUACGGUUUUAAAAGAUUUUCACAGACAUAUUUGGAAGGGUGUAGUUUAAGGAGAACAAAUAACUUUGGUCCAGAUCUGGAUAGAGAGCCACUUGUCCAAGGUAUUAUCUUCAUUUCUUCGGAUGUUGUUAUUUUGGCCACUUACAAGGUGUGAUAGAAAUGUUCCAGGACUGGUAUCAUAAAAGGUAUAUUUCAAAUCCAAAUUUUAAACUACAGGUUUUCCCUUUUGAAGUAAUGUUCCUGAAGUCUUAGUCUUUGCCACCCCUUCAUACACUCGUGAAGUUAUUCUUCCCAGAUCCUCUGCAGCUUCCUUUUCUUGGCUAUCUUAAUGUUGUCUUUGUCUUCAAAAUGGGUAUACUUGAUGAGCCACUUGAGGGAGGAAAAAAAUGCACAUGGCUAGGUCAGGUGAGAAGAGAGCACCAGCAUGAGUCCUACUCACUCGGGAACUGUCAUGCUCAGGGUAUUCUGACCAGGCACGAGUUUCUCCCACACCUAUAGAGUCUUUUUGUACUAAAAGCAGAGCAGAGUCUCUUUGUAGACGUGGUUGUUGACUCUUGACCCUGCGAUAAGACCUUCCAGUGGACAAGCCACCUCACUUCAAAGAAUCAAUCAACAUGACUUUGGACUUUGUGUUGCUUUGUUCGGCCUUAGCGACAUGUGACUCAUCUAUUGGGACUGGCGUUCAGUCUCAGGGUUGUAUUCAAAGAUCCACGAGUCCUCACAGGAAAUGACUCCCUAGCAAAGUACAGAAUUGUAUCAUUGGGCUCAUCAUCACUCACUCACUACUUGACGAAUAGACGCAGGAGAUUUAUAGAAAAUCAUGUAGGGUCAGUCGUGCCACUGUGGUUAAGAAAAUCACCUCUCUCAAUGGGGCCCUCGGUUCAAGACCCCGACCGGACCAUCAUCUCACAGACAAAUGGUUGUACUGUACUUGACCAAGACAGCAAUACCCCAAACUGCUCCCCGGUCACUUAAGUGAACGCCUCGUCCAGUGUGUUCCACCAAAAAGUGUGUCAUCACUGUGAUGGUCAAAAUGCGGAGACCAAUUUUCCAUCCAUGUUCCUGACAAUAAAGAUGAUUCUGCUCAAUUCCAUGGUGUUCACACUGCGGGGAAAACCCAUAGUUUGGGUUUGAAAUGUUUCUUUAAUGACACCACUCCUGGAAUCUGCUAGGUCACAGCUAGUUUGUCAUCUGGCCAGGAAUCCCUUCUGUAGGUCUCAUUUUACAACUCAGCUGUUUCACCUAAAUCGGCUACAGUAUUUUUUUUUUUCCACUGGCAAUCAAAGCUGACAUUUUCCAAUGGUUUUCUGUCUUUGGGGGAGGGGGUGGGGUAUUGACAUUGCAGCCAACUGUGACAAGAGCUAAGUUUAACACAUAAGACCAAGUGUUCAUGCCCCCUCUGUUGAAAUAGGAGUUUCAAUUGCAUUUUCACCACGCGUUCAAUUAUUUUUGGGGGGCAAGCCCCAACUGCUGCGUGAACGUGCGGACUGGAUGCAGCAAUGUUCCUGCGCGGAUUUGGUGCAGCAAGGUUGUGUUUUGAGUUCUGUCAAAGAUACCAACCAAAUGUCUGAAAUAAAUACCAACUUCAAUGUUAUGCCUCGAAAUAUCCAGUGUGAAAAUAACCAAUAUUAGACAUGUUGCUGAGCUAGCAGCACGCAAACUACUACCAUCUGGCAUUGUCCUUUGAGGUCUCCACUCAGAGGGUCCUUCUAGUUCCUAUUAUUUUACACAAUGUUAUCCCUGGAUGGGUUUACGUGGUGCUUGUAACUUUUUAGCACGCUAUGCCCUAAGUGAAAAACAAAUCCCGACUACUGUCCUAAAUCGACAAUUGACCUAUCUCAAUAAAUCGGGUUGUUUACAUUGAUCUGCACGUCACACGGCUGUUCUGAUCAAAUGUAGUGCUUUUGCAUGCACCAGAUAAGACUAGAUCACAUUGCAUGUAAACAAUUGUACUGUUCAAUCAGCAGCUGAAAGUCCAUUACCAACUGCGGCUGUCCUUGCCCACUUGCAAGGACAUUAGUUUCUCAUUUUCUCACUUGAGUAGUGAAGCAUUUGAAGCUCGUGUAAAACAUUUUUUGGGGUGGAGGUUUCACCAAGCUAUGGGUCGUAAUGUGAAAAAAGAAUCUUUAACUCAAGUUAGCGCUGUAUUUAGCAACGCAGGGUUUUAAUAACCUCAAUGCUAAUACAAAUACUCUUCUCGCGUCAGUAACCUUUGAAUUACACUCGGGCUUGACAUAACACUUGUACUGCUACAAACCCUUGGAUACUGGUUUUUAAGCUACUGUCAUUUUUCCAUUUGAGUCUUGUCUUCAAACCAACAUAUGGGACCUGGAACCAGCAGUACCUCUUAUGGUACAGUACUCAUUUUGCCAGUUUGCAUUCUGCAGAUAUUUGCAAAACUGAGCAAAUUAGGCUCGGCUUGCUGUAUGCGUUUCAGGGGUUUUGUCAUCUUGUAAAAUAUUCAACAACCUUUUCUAUGAUUAAACUGCGGAAUGUUUACAUGAUGAAGUCUUGAGUUUUGU